AUGGUGGCGUGCGGCGUCCUACGAACCCGUCGUCGAACGGGCCAGAUCGGUGAGCUCUCGAUCGGUAGGCCGCGCACGGCGUCGUCGACAGACCGCCGCAUCUCGAGGGCUACUCCGAGUCCUCUCAGGUCGGCCUGCCGAGCUCUUCUGGCGAUCGCCGCCCGUCUGGAAAACUCGCCAGCACCGACCGUCAAAUUUUUCAUAGCGAUCGACGAGGCGCGCGUCUUCGCUCCCCGAGUGAACAACUCUACCGCCACACGCUCCGUGUAUCAAAACCUGGGCACGGUAUCAUCGUGGCUCAACGCCGACCCCGACUACAGGAACAAGCCGCGCCCAAGCCCCUCCCUCCCGUCACAGAGCUGCCCCUUGACGCCUUCGCAACCGGUACAUACAGCGAGCUCAGCGCGAACGGCCCGCUCUCCCUCGACUCGGUGUGUGUCAUCGGUGUCAUCGCCAAGUUUGGCCGACCACUGUGAGGCCCCCCACCCCCGCGCCCACCGAUGUCCCAUUCACGGACCCCUCAUUCCAGGUGACACUCCCUCUACAAAACUGCCUGCAACACACGCGACGACAUCAUCGCGCGAGCACUUUAUGCACACGGGGACGCCGUCGGACCCCAUCCUCGCAGAGGCCGCCGCACGGAUGCUCAACAAACACCGAUCGCUCGGGCCCGCAACGCUUCCCGAAGCCUUUCGGUGCGGCUAUCUCGCGCGUGGCGACCGCGACCGCGACCGCGGGGAAACGGUCACCCGCCUCCUGCGGACCAUCGCGCACGACAGGGCCACCGAGGCGCUGUACGGCAUGCGCAGGUCGGAGCGCCACCACCUCCGCUUCCACAGGCCCGUCUCCGUGCUCGCCUUUCUCAAGUCCCCACCACGCGUCCAUCCCGCACGCGACACCCGUCGGUGA
Heterobasidion irregulare TC 32-1 is the source of this 909-nucleotide messenger RNA. RefSeq lists its product as uncharacterized. The transcript has a single exon. The record is from RefSeq and is a predicted model, not a curated record. NCBI's taxonomy places the organism in Eukaryota, Fungi, Basidiomycota, Agaricomycetes, Russulales, Bondarzewiaceae. The coding region runs from base 1 to 909 and encodes 302 amino acids.